This is a messenger RNA of Dunckerocampus dactyliophorus (ringed pipefish), 3068 nucleotides long. It is a transcript of the gene wdr43, whose product is annotated as WD repeat domain 43. Gene Ontology annotation, molecular function: protein binding. The record is from RefSeq and is a predicted model, not a curated record. The coding region runs from base 36 to 1997 and encodes 653 amino acids. Gene Ontology annotation, cellular component: nucleolus. Gene Ontology annotation, biological process: maturation of SSU-rRNA from tricistronic rRNA transcript (SSU-rRNA, 5.8S rRNA, LSU-rRNA). The transcript is spliced from 18 exons. Lineage: Eukaryota; Metazoa; Chordata; Actinopteri; Syngnathiformes; Syngnathidae.
AAACCAAGCACGCACACGCAAGCAGCGCUUCAGAAAUGGCGGCCGGAGGUGGCAGCGUUUCGCUGCAGUUACCUUGCGUCUUUUCACCAAAAUCACGACAAUACCUGGCAGUGUGUGCCCAGGACGGCAGACUUCGCAUCUGGAACACAGACAGUAAAACGCUUCACCAAGAAUACGUGCCUUCAGCUCAUCUGAGUGCCACUUGUACAUGCAUACAUUGGGGACCAUGCCGGACAGUCAAGGAGGGACCUCAGAGGAAGAAGAGGAAAUCCGAGGCAGGGCAGCUGGAGGAGAAGGCAGACCUGUUGGCAAUGGGCACGGCAGCAGGCACUGUGCUCAUUUACAGUACAGCUAAGGGAGCGCUGCACUGUACCUUGGAUGGAGGCCAUAGUGGAGGAGUGAAUUGUGUCCAUUGGCAUCCUGAAGACAGUUUAUUGUAUAGCGGCUCAGAUGAUACAAAUAUUGUAGAGUGGGACCUGCAGACAGGCAAGACACGGAGUAAAUGGAAGGCAGACCGUGCUGCAGUGACCAGUUUGUGUGUGAGCCCAGAUGGUAAACUGCUGCUUUCUGCUGGACAAACCAUCAAGAUGUGGGACUUGGACACAAAAGAGGUUUACAGGAAAUUCACCGGCCACUCCACAGCUGUGACGACCCUGCGCUUUGCCACAACACGGCCCCCUGACACCAGCGGCCUCUAUUUUCUGUCUGGUGCUGCUCAUGAUCGACUGCUCAGUGUAUGGCAAAUACGUGAAGAUGGAAAGGACAAGAACUCUGUAGUGUCAUUCACACUCACAGACGAACCUCAACAUAUUGAUCUUGUCACAUCUAAAAGCAAGGAAGAGGCGGUACGGCUAGCAGUGGUGUGUAAAGACGGACAGCUGCAUCUUUUUGAGCACUUUCUAAAUGGUCCCUGUAAGAAGCCCCUGUCGCCUUCGUGCACAGUGCAGAUGUCUGACACCCAAGACUCCCCAAUGCCAAUCCCCCUCCUUGCAGCUACCUUGGGUCCUGAUUCACGGACUGUGAUGCUCGCUUACGGCAACUAUCUACAGCCUGUAAUGGAGAGAGUGGAUAUCAACACAGCAGAAAGACACGUCUGUUUGAGCCGCAAUAUUCAGACGGCACUGUCCCUUUCCAUCGCAUCCACUGUUUCUAAGGUGAAAACUCCGAUUGUCAAUGCCAAGAGCAAAGUGCUGGUCCCAGGGCUUCCUGGUCAUCAAGCCCCAGUUAAGGGAACUUCACUGUCAACGGAGAAAAGAAAAAAAGUCUCAGACACUAAAGAGAUGUCAAUUGCAGAACGGCUUGGUGAAAUUGAUCUACAGUCUGCAGCCUCCACUGUGAAAGGAGCUCCAAAGGGGAUGCCCUCUUUACAGACGGACAAUUUUGCAGUGUUGCUGGUGCAGGGCCUUGAGAGCAGUGACGGCAACAUCUUAAAUAAAGUUUUUCAGACACAUAAAGACAUGGUGAUAAAGAAAACAGUUGCCCAGUUACCCCUUACAGCUGUUUUACCACUGGUAGAAGAGAUCACCAGGAGGCUCCAAGGGCACCCAUUUACAGCGGUUCUAAUGGUCCGGUGGCUCAAAGCGGUGCUCAUGCACCACACAUCUUACCUGUCAUCGCUGCCUGACCUGGUUUCCAAACUGGGAGUGCUUUAUCACAUGAUUGAGAGCAGAGUGAAGAUGUUCCACAAGCUGACCAAGCUACAUGGAAAACUGUACCUUCUCGUUACACAGGUGGCGACAACUACCAGCAGCAACAUGGUGUCUGACGUUGACCACACUGCCAGAUUGGUAUAUGAAGAGGAAUCUUCAGAUGAAGACGAGGCCUCUGGGGAUGAAGGGCUUCCUGAUGAAGACUCUGAUAACUGGGAGGAAGCGGUGAUGGACGAUCACAAGGAAAAGCAAAUUGACGAGGAUGAGGAGGAUCCCAAGAGCAGGACAGAUUCCAAAGCAAACGGGGAGGAAGACAUGGAGAACGGAAAUGAGAGUGAAGAAGAAUGAGAAGUCGUACACAAAAUGGACCUGAAAGAGUUAUAUAUGCUUUCAUUUUAUUUUCUUGCCUUUGAUUUUAUUACGAGAACAAGAUGUGGUUUUACAAAAUCAAGGGACGUAUCGGAAUUAGCGAGUUUGGCCUCCGCUUCGCCAGCCGUUCUGCCAUCCACGGUGAACUUGUGCUCCUGGUCUUUGUCAGACUGAGGAAGAGACUCAUCCUGAGGAGGAAUGGGCCAACAGAUUCUGUGACAUUAAGUUUGAGGUGCCAGUUGUAGUCUGUAUCGCAGUUCUCAAUGGCCUGAUGAGGUUGCAUUGAAAAGGACUGAAAAAAUAAGAUUAGGAUUUUUUUUCCAAGUUGGUCUACUUCAAAUGUUCUGUCAUUUAUUCAAUAUACAGUGUUCUUGUUGGCACCUUCUGAUUGGUUGACUAACUACGCCAUGUAGCCUAAAUUGCGCACGGUUCUUGGCUGGGAUGUUGUACAGAAUACUGCUCAUUCCAGAGGCGGACUUGCUCAGUAAGACCAUACAUCAUGUCCCUACACACACUAUGUAAAUUUCUAUGUACAGUGAAGUGUUUGUACGAGCUCUUCCCUCUACAACUAUCUCCCUGAAGUUCUUGGGAUUAAACAAUCUCCUGGAAGUAAAGUCUCCUGAUGGCCUGUGUCAAUAAGGAUGGGAGUAACUUGAAAGCAUCUCACACUAAAGGAAAUUAUUAGAUUUUUGUUUUUAACUUGUGUGUGACUGCCCAUCCACGAGGACCUGAUAUAUAACUGUCAAUGCCACCUUUAUUUAACGACUGAAAAGCUUCAUAACAAAAUUCAUGUUAUCUUUGCAAUUGAUUAUAUUUACAAGAUUGGACACUACCAAAAUUCCAUAAAUGUUGACAGCACUAUGACAUAUUACCGCUGCUGUGCAUGACUUGUGGGCUCCAGAAGUCUAGUUUGUUGAAUUCAGUAGUGUUUCUCACCUUUAUCAAAUGCCAGCACUUGCACCUUCUUUGGCUCCAUUUUGGUUUAUUCUGCAGCCGUGCUCAAAAGAAAAGCAGGGACGUGACAAACGCUACUGAAUUGAAGAAACGACU